AUGAGGGCGGCGCAGGGGGGCGGGCAACAGCGGGCGCGGAUAUGGCACGUGGGUCGGCCUGGGGGGGGGGCUGGGGGCGGUGGCUGGGGCGGGAGUGGGCAGGGGGGGGAGUCUGGUGGGGUGGGGGGGGUGAGGGGGGGUGGUAUAGAUGGGGGGGGGGGAUGGGACGGGGGGAUGGGGGAUUUGUUUGGGGGGGGGGGCGACGGAGGGGGGUGCGGCGGACGCGCUGAGCACCCCCAGGGGGUGAGGCGCGGGGGGGAUACGAUAGGGGGUGGGUGGCGGAAAGAGGAAGGGAACAAGGGAGGAAGAUUGGGCAGGGGGGGGGGACACUGGGGGGACGAGGGGACGCAAGACUGGGGAGAAGUGUAG
This is a messenger RNA of Knipowitschia caucasica, 369 nucleotides long. The record is from the annotation of a GenBank genome assembly. NCBI's taxonomy places the organism in Eukaryota, Metazoa, Chordata, Actinopteri, Gobiiformes, Gobiidae.